Messenger RNA from Nothoprocta perdicaria, 1357 nucleotides. It is a transcript of the gene HYAL2, whose product is annotated as hyaluronidase 2. Lineage: Eukaryota; Metazoa; Chordata; Aves; Tinamiformes; Tinamidae. The transcript has 3 exons. The record is from RefSeq and is a predicted model, not a curated record. Gene Ontology annotation, biological process: hyaluronan catabolic process; carbohydrate metabolic process. The annotation marks the transcript as partial. Gene Ontology annotation, molecular function: hyalurononglucosaminidase activity; hyaluronoglucuronidase activity.
CGGCGGCCCUUCCUCGUGGCGUGGAACGUGCCCACGCAGGAGUGCAAGCCGCGCUUCCAGGUGGAGCCCGACCUGAGCCUCUUCGACGUGCGCGCCUCGCCCAACGAGGGCUUCGUGGACCAGAACCUCACCAUCUUCUACAAGGAGCGCCUCGGCCUCUACCCCUACUACACGGCGCAGCGCGCGGCCGUCAACGGCGGCGUGCCGCAGAACAGCAGCCUGGCCGAGCACCUGGCGUGCCUGCGCCGCGGCAUCGCCAAGUACAUCCCGUCGGAGGCGGCCGAGGGGCUCGCCGUCAUCGACUGGGAGGAGUGGCGCCCCAUCUGGGUGCGCAACUGGAAGCCCAAGGACGUGUACCGCAACGCGUCGCAGCAGCUGGUGCGGCGGCGGCAGCCCGCCUGGGACGCCGAGCGCGUCUACAGGGAGGCCGUGCUCGAGUUCGAGUCGGCCGCGCAGAGGUUCAUGGUGAAGACGCUGCGCCACGCCAAGAGCGCCCGCCCCAAGCAGCUCUGGGGCUUCUACCUCUUCCCCGACUGCUACAACCACGACUACAGCAAGAACAAGGAGACCUACACGGGGCAGUGCCCCGACGUGGAGAAGACGCGCAACGACCAGCUGGCGUGGCUCUGGAAGGAGAGCCUGGCCCUCUACCCCUCCAUCUACCUGGACCCGGUGCUGGCCUCCACCUCCAACAGCCGCAAGUUCGUGCGCGCCCGCGUCAUGGAGGCGCUGCGCGUCUCCCAGCAGCACCACGAGGGCUACGCGCUGCCCGUCUUCGUCUACACGCGGCCCACCUACACCCGCAGCAUGGACGUGCUCACCCAGCGCGACCUCAUCUCCACCAUCGGCGAGAGCGCGGCGCUCGGCGCCGCCGGGGCCAUCUUCUGGGGCGACGCCGACUACACCAAAAACCGGAACUCGUGCCAGGCCAUCCAGAGCUACCUGGAGGGCGAGCUGGGCCGCUACAUCGUGAACGUGACGACGGCGGCGGAGCUGUGCAGCGCGGCGCUGUGCGAGGGCCGCGGGCGCUGCCGGCGGCGGGACAGCGGCGCCGCCGUCUUCCUGCACCUGCCGCCGGGCAGCUUCGAGGUGCGGCGGCGCCCGCCGCUGCGCGCCGAGGGCCGCCUCUCCGACGCCGACGCCGACUUCCUACGGACCCACUUCCGAUGCCACUGCUACCGCGGCUGGCGCGGCGGAGACUGCCGUCUGCCCGACGGGACCCCCGGCGGCGGCGCCCCCACCGCGCCAGCCCCGCUGCUCCUUGUGGCGCUGCUGGCGCCCCUCGCCCGCGCCCUAUAGACCCCCCGGGACUGAGCGCCGGAUGCGGCGUGUUUGGGGGUCCCCACCUGGCAGCUGG